Molecule: messenger RNA, 1943 nt
Organism: Prosopis cineraria
Lineage: Eukaryota; Viridiplantae; Streptophyta; Magnoliopsida; Fabales; Fabaceae
Product: proline--tRNA ligase, cytoplasmic-like
Exons: 13
Coding region: 212-1744 (510 amino acids)
Biological process (GO): prolyl-tRNA aminoacylation
Cellular component (GO): aminoacyl-tRNA synthetase multienzyme complex; cytoplasm
Molecular function (GO): proline-tRNA ligase activity; ATP binding
Source: RefSeq, a predicted model, not a curated record
CCUAUUUGUAUUUCUCCCUAAAAUAAAGGGUGCGCGUUGGUUCUCAAUCCAGCCGCCGAAUUCGGGAAGCGAGCGAGUGAGCAUUCUUGACUUCUUGGCUUUGAGACAAGUGACACCACAAUUGCAAUCGUGUUCGCUCGUUUCCUUGACCGCCAUUUGCUUCCCCUCCGGCAUAUUUGUAACAGUCUGUUCGUCUAGGUGGAGAACCAGGAUGGCCGGAGCUGAAGCUAAGAAGCCCACUGCAAAACAAUCUGGUGGAAAGAAGAAAGAGGUGAAGAAAGAGACAGGUUUAGGGCUUUCAAAUCGAAAGGCAGACAAUUUUGGGGAGUGGUACUCCGAGGUAGUUGUCAAUGGGGAAAUGAUUGAGUACUAUGACAUUUCUGGAUGUUACAUUCUUAGGCCGUGGGCAAUGUCAAUCUGGGAGGUCAUGCAAGCCUUCUUUGAUGCCGAAUUAAAGAAAAUGAAAGUCAAGAACUGCUACUUCCCUUUAUUUGUGUCUCAUGGCGUUUUGCAAAAGGAGAAGGAUCAUGUUGAGGGCUUUGCACCAGAGGUUGCUUGGGUGACAAAGUCUGGGGAAACUGAUCUAGAGGUUCCUAUAGCUAUUCGCCCGACUAGUGAAACUGUCAUGUAUCCAUACUACUCUAAGUGGAUAAGGGGACAUCGUGAUUUGCCUUUGAAACUCAAUCAAUGGUGCAAUGUGGUUAGAUGGGAGUUCAGCAAUCCCACACCAUUUAUCAGGAGCCGUGAGUUUCUUUGGCAGGAAGGGCAUACUGCUUUUGCAACAAAGGAGGAGGCUGAUGCAGAGGUCCUUGAGGUAUUGGAGUUGUAUAGGCGUAUAUAUGAAGAAUAUCUGGCAAUUCCUGUCAUAAAGGGUAAGAAAAGUGAGCUGGAGAAGUUUGCCGGUGGACUUUAUACCACUAGUGUUGAGGCAUUUAUUCCGAACACUGGUCGUGGUAUACAAGGUGCAACUUCUCAUUGUCUUGGCCAAAAUUUUGCUAAGAUGUUUGAGAUAAAUUUUGAAAAUGAGAAGGGAGAGAAAGCAAUGGCCUGGCAGAACUCAUGGGCCUAUAGCACUCGAACUAUUGGGGUGAUGGUGAUGGUUCAUGGGGAUGACAAAGGGCUUGUACUGCCACCUAAAGUAGCAUCAGUGCAAGUUAUUGUGAUUCCAGUGCCUUAUAAAGAUGCUGAUACUCAAGGUAUUCUUGAUGCCUGCUCUGCCACCGUGAAUACUUUGUGUGAAGCAGGUAUUCGUGCUGAGUCAGACUUUAGAGACAACUAUUCUCCUGGUUGGAAGUAUUCACACUGGGAAAUGAAAGGUGUUCCCCUAAGGAUAGAAAUCGGGCCAAAGGAUUUGGCAAAUAAGCAGGUGCGUGCUGUUCGACGUGAUAAUACGGAAAAAAUAGACAUACCCAGGGAAGAUUUGGUCAACCAAGUCAAAUACUUGCUGCACAAUAUUCAACAAAACCUAUUUGAUGUGGCCAAACAAAAACGAGAUGCAUGCAUUCAGGUCGUGCAUACUUGGGAUGAAUUUGUGGAAGCAUUGAGCCAACGGAAAAUGAUCUUGGCUCCUUGGUGUGAUGAGGAGCCCGUGGAAGUUGAUGUGAAAGCAAGGACAAGGGGUGAGAUGGGAGCAGCUAAGACGCUUUGUAGUCCCUUUGAUCAACCAGAACUCCCUGAAGGUGCCAAGUGCUUUGCAUCAGGAAAGCCGGCCAAGAAAUGGACUUACUGGGGUAGAAGUUACUAGAUUGCUGGUUCCUGCCAGGAAACGGAAUGUUCCUGUGGGGUUCACAGAAAUGAGUUAUUUUUGUAUGUGAAAAUUUUAUUAUUUCCUAUACUGUUUGGUUUAGUUGUCAGAAGUUAGAACACGGGAAUUUAUAUUCUAGACUAACUAUUUACUUUGGCCAAUAUUCUAGACUAAUUGAAAUAAUGACUUUUGGUUAAAA